Molecule: messenger RNA, 2364 nt
Organism: Cynocephalus volans (Philippine flying lemur)
Lineage: Eukaryota; Metazoa; Chordata; Mammalia; Dermoptera; Cynocephalidae
Gene: SLC46A3
Product: solute carrier family 46 member 3
Exons: 6
Coding region: 242-1621 (459 amino acids)
Biological process (GO): vacuolar transmembrane transport
Cellular component (GO): lysosomal membrane
Molecular function (GO): transmembrane transporter activity
Source: RefSeq, a predicted model, not a curated record
AGCUAGGUCACCGUGUACGCGGGUCGGGCAGCGAACUGACCGACGGACCCACCGACCGAACGACCGGCUGCCGACCGCGCCAGAGGCGCAGCUGCCGCGUCCAGGCGCCUCCCCGAGCUGGUUGAGGCCGAGUCUGCAGGUCCGCGGAGGAGCCGAGGGCUGCGCAGUGAACGUCGCAGGUGUCACUCUGGAAGCGGAAGGGCGCUUGCCUUGAUAGAAUUCAGCUACCUAUCCAAGCAAUAUGAAGAUUUUACUUGUAGAACCAGCCGUUGUCCUAAAUGCAUUUGCUAUGUCUUUGACCGCUCCACUGACAGCACAAUAUGUUUAUCGGAGAAUAUGGGAAGAAUCAAGCAAUUACAGUUUUCCAUCUGAUAGCAAUAUUUCUGAGUGUGAUAAAAACAAAAGCAGCCCAAUUUUUGCAUUCCAGGAGGAAGUUCAGAAAAAAGUGUCUCUUUUUAGUCUGCAGAUGGAACUAAGCGCGUUAAUUCCUGGUCUAGUGUCUACGUUCAUACUCUUGUCUAAUAGUGAUCACCACGGCCGUAAAUUCCCCAUGGUUUUGUCUUCUAUUGGUGCUCUUGCAACCAGCAUUUGGCUCUGUUUGCUUUCUUAUUUUGCCUUUCCCUUACAGUUUUUGAUUGUAUCUACCUUCAUUGGUGCAUUUUGUGGCAAUUUUACCACAUUUUGGGGAGCUUGCUUUGCCUAUAUAGUUGAUCAGUGUAAAGAACACAAACAGAAAACAAUUCGAAUAGCUAUAGUUGACUUUAUACUUGGACUUGUUACUGGACUAACAGGACUGUCAUCUGGCUAUUUUAUUAGAGAACUAGGUUUUAUGUGGUCGUUUUUAAUUAUUGCUGUGGCUCUUACUGUUAACUUGAUCUAUAUUUUAUUUUUUCUCGGUGAUCCAGUGAAAGAGUCGUCAUCUCAGAAGGUCACUAUGUCUUGUAAUGAAGGCCUUAAAAACCUAUGUUACCGAACUUACAGGCUUUUUAAAAAUGCUUCUCAUAAGUCUUUGCUCUGCUUGUUAUUUUUUACACUGAUCACUUAUUUUUUUGUAAUAAUUGGCGUUGCCCCAAUUUUUAUCCUUUAUGAAUUGAAUUCACCACUCUGCUGGGAUGAAGUUUUUAUAGGUUAUGGAUCAGCUUUGGGUAGUAUCUCUUUUUUGAGUAGUUUCCUAGGAAUAUGGGCUUUUUCUUAUUGUAUGGAAGAUAUUUAUAUGGUCUUCAUUGGAAUUUUUACCACCAUGGCAGGAAUGGCUAUGACUGCUUUUGCCAGGACAACACCAAUGAUGCUUUUAGUCAGGGUGCCGUUCUUUUUCAAUAUUCUGCCGCUCUCUGUUCUACGGUCCAUGUUGUCCAAAGUGGUUCGCUCUACUGAACAAGGUAUCCUGUUUGCUUGUAUUGCAUUCUUAGAAACUCUUGGUGUAGUCACUGCAGUUUCUACUUUUAAUGGGAUUUAUUCAGCCACUGUUUCUUGGUACCCUGGCUUCACGUUUCUGCUGUCUGCUGGCCUAUUACUAAUUCCAGCAAUCAGUCUAUGUGUUGUCAAGUGCACCUGCUGGAAUGAGGGAAGCUAUGGACUUCUUAUACAGGAAGAAUCCAGUGAAGAGACUUCAGACAGAUGACUAUAAUUUUUUUAAAAAUUAAUGCACACAUACACUGUGACUUCUGAAUAUAAACUAACUCCACAAGCAGCGCUUCACUAAUACUCAGUGUUACAUAUCCUUUCUUGUAAACUGAGUGAUCGGAGAAGAGGCUCCUGGCUUUAGCUUCUUAAGCUACCAUGCACUGUGAGCACAUUGUGCAUGUCAGGAGAAGUGCGGUAUUUCUCAUACACAGAACAACAAAUCUCAAAACACUUCUCACUUUUGGACUUACAAAAAAACUGAAACUUAUGGGUAUAAGGAGGGAUUAAGGAACCUGGUAAGGAUAAAAGCAAUAAUCUCUGACAUAGUCCAGUCUCUCAUGCUGAGACCAAGAAGAACUCUUUACCUCAGUUCCUUCAUCUGCAAAAUGGGUUUCUGACCUCUCUCAGGAUUUUGAAGGCAUAAUGAAAAUUAUGGUGAAUCACUCACAGAUAGGAAAAUGAUGAUGUAAAUUCCAAAUAUUUAUCAUAUAAUUUCACCCAUACUUGCAUAAUACUUUGUUUUAUAAAGCCUAUCAACGUGCUGUUGAUAUUCAAAGCUUUUAAUAGAAAAUCGUUAAAAGGGAAGCACUUUAUGUAACACAGGGGUGAUUGGGGAAGAAUAAGAUUAUAAAUAAAAUUGUUCUAAAUAAGUAUAAAAACUGAAUAAACAGCUAAUCGUGGUGUAAAGUAUCUAACAUUAUGGAACCAGUAUUUGUUCGUGUGUCAGUAGAACGGUAUCCA